Molecule: messenger RNA, 1809 nt
Organism: Corylus avellana
Lineage: Eukaryota; Viridiplantae; Streptophyta; Magnoliopsida; Fagales; Betulaceae
Source: RefSeq, a predicted model, not a curated record
CUAGUAGUGAGAGAAAAAGGCUGAAGAGCCAAUUAGGGCUCCGUCGGAAAGUUGCACCCAAAAGGUAACGCCCUGCCUUUUUCUCCCUUUGGUUCUCUCUCUCUCUCUCCACACAGCUCGUCGGUUCCCCAUUCUGCGCUCCAGACCAUUUGGAUUUUAGAGCGUCUUUCGUCAGCCUGACAACUUGCUCAAGACGAAGAUGAUGAUGAAAAAGUAAUUGACUGAUUGAUUCUUCCUGAGCCAACAUUUCCUAUUUUAGGUUUUUGGAUUAUGUUUUCAAUCUUCUGGAGGGUGAAAUUUGAGGAUUUUAGCGUUGCUUUUUUGAGCGUUUCUGGGCCGGUGGAGUGCGAUUCUGUGGAUUCGAGAUGGUUUUCUUCAGGUGAUGAAUUCGGAAGAUCUCUUGUCAACUCUGGCUCUUGUUUGGUGUAGUAUUUCGCUCUAAUUCGUGUGGAACGCAUGGAUGAUUCAUGGCUUUUUAUGAACUAAGGUUUUGGCUUUGAGCCCAGAAAGCAUUGAAUUUUUUCGUGGGUUUUGGAAUCUUGGUACCAGAAUUUCAACUUUUUUGGCUGGCGCUAUGAGCUGCAAAUUUUGGAAGGUUAUGGUGUGGUAGAGAUUUUGGGGGAACUAAUAACGAAAUGGCAGCCGAGUCGAACACAGGGUUUCACCGCGACGAAAGUUUCGGUUCUGCUAUGAAUCGGCACGCGAUAUCGUUUCAGUCCGGGGCGAUAAACAGCACGUCCGAGAUGAUUCCGAUGAGCAAUUACUUUGGGAUGAACAGCACUGGAGACAUGGUGUUUUCUGGGAGUUCUUCCAACAUCAUUAACAACAAUCCUGUGAUAAGUCAGGCUGUGAACCCAUCAGGUUCUUCUCUUGUUCUUGAUUCGGUGCCCGGCCUCAAGCACGACACCGGGUUGGCCGUGGAGUGGUCGGUCGAGGAACAGUACAAAUUAGAGGAUGGCCUCGAUAAGUUUUCUGAUGAACCAAGUAUCAUGAGGUAUAUCAAGAUUGCAGCCACAUUGCGUGAUAAAACUGUUCGUGAUGUUGCUUUGAGAUGUAGGUGGAUGACGAGAAAGCGAAGAAAACCUGAAGAACAUAACAUGGGGAAAAAGGUGAAUAACCGAAAGGAUAAGCUGAUGGAGUCAUCUUCAAAGACCAAUAUACAUUCUUCUUUGCCACUGAACGUUGCUGCAUAUCCCCAUAUAAUGGAUCAUAUGGAUCAGAAUGGGCGCAUGCCUUAUGAAGUCUCAGGAAUAGGUGGUGCAGCAAAGCAUCUCUUGGAACAGAAUGCUCAAGCUUUUAACCAAAUUUCAGAUAAUCUGUCCACAUACAAGUUUCAGGAUAACAUCAAUCUCUUCUGUAAGACGAGAAACAAUAUUUCUGCUAUCCUAAAUGAUAUGAGAGAUAUGCCUGGCAUAAUGAGCCAAAUGCCGCCACUGCCUGAAUGCAUAAACGAGGAUCUUGCAAACAAUAUUUUGCGUAACACAACUUAGCAGACAAAUUAGUGAUCCUGAUGGACAGCCUGUCUAAAAUGUCUGAGCUCACCAGUGUGUACAAGUUCUUUAAUUAACUGGGAAGCCAAGUUAUAUACAUUUGGGGUGAGAUGCACUUGAGGAGCCCUAGCUUAUUUGAGAACUAGACACGGCCUCUUCAAUUUUUGGGCUUCGGAUUUACUGAUCCCUCAUCUAUUGUGUUUCCUCUGCAGUUAGAACUUGUACUGUUAUUGUUGUAUAAAUAAAUAAAUUAUUUUGUGCAUAAGGAUAAUGAUAUAUGAGUAUAGUUGGAGAUAAAUGCACUCUUUAUUAUUUUCAA